AUGGACGGCCCACGUGCUCCCCUAGCCAAACAAGACAUUCAGGGCUACCUCAGAGACCUAAAGUCUUAUGUAGCAGAUGAGCUACAAAAACACCUACAGCCCAUCACUGACAGCAUGGUGGAUCUGGCAACCAGGACGCGUGAAGUUGAAGACAAAAUGGAGGAGAUGGUGGAAGUCAAUAACUCUCCUGACAAUGACCUGGAAUUAAAAGACCAAAUCCAUUUCCUCGAAGAAGCAAACGAAAACCUGUGUAACAGGAUGCGGAGGAAUAAUAUUAGGCCUACCUGA
Pelobates cultripes (western spadefoot toad) is the source of this 288-nucleotide messenger RNA. Lineage: Eukaryota; Metazoa; Chordata; Amphibia; Anura; Pelobatidae. The record is from the annotation of a GenBank genome assembly.